Molecule: messenger RNA, 1305 nt
Organism: Puccinia triticina
Lineage: Eukaryota; Fungi; Basidiomycota; Pucciniomycetes; Pucciniales; Pucciniaceae
Exons: 4
Coding region: 1-1305 (434 amino acids)
Cellular component (GO): nucleus
Molecular function (GO): protein binding
Source: RefSeq, a predicted model, not a curated record
AUGGGUCCGGAAGUAAUCGACUAUGAGUCACCCAGUUCCACAUUCGCCCUUGCAUUUUCACCGUUGGGGUCUUCCUCUAAUUCCAAAUCACAUGCGAAUCAGUUACCUGACCUGAAACUUGCCGUUGGGACGGCGAUGGAAUCGUAUUCUAGUAAUAAUGUGACGAUCAUCGGGCUCAACAGCAGCAGUAUGAACACAUACGAUCCAUAUGACGACCCCAUGAACUCAUUCACCAACUCGACACAUCCUCAAUUCCAUCCUCUGGCCACCGCACCCCAUCCCUAUCCUCCUACAGCGCUGGCCUUUUCACCCACCCGAUUGAGUGAGAGUCUUCAAGCUAGUAGCAGCUCCGGUCAGAUGGUCCGGACACGCGAAAUGUUGGCAACCAGUUCGGAAUGCAUUCGUCUCUGGGAUUUCGCCCAAGGAGUCGCUGAGGACGAUCGUACAUCGGGCUUUGUCACGGAGAGUCGUAGGCUGGGAUUAAGUCAAAAGGGAACCUCAUACCAGUUGGUACCUCGGAGUCAGAUGGCCAACAGCAAGGCCGAUUAUUCCGCUCCACUAACCUCAUUCUCAUGGUCGCAACUUGAUCCCUCAUUAAUCGUGACAUCCUCCAUCGACACCACAUGUACGGUCUGGGACAUCUCCUCGAAUUCGGCGAUCACCCAACUGAUUGCCCACGAUCGAGAGGUGUAUGACGUAUGUUGGUCGAGUGCUUCUCGGGAGAUCUUUGCCUCGGUCGGUGCGGACGGGAGUGUGCGGAUGUUCGACCUACGGAGCUUGGACCACUCAACGAUCCUCUACGAAGCCCAAGGCGGCCCGUUCCAGGCUGGCCGGAACGGGGUGGCCCCAACGCCGAUCUCGCCCGCCGGACCUGGCGCAGCCGCACCUCUCCUCCGACUGAAAUUCAACCCAGUCGAUCCCAAUUACAUUGCAGUCUGCUCGGCCGUCGGUACUGAUGUUCAACUGCUUGACGUCCGGGCACCCGGGGUUCCGAUCGUCGAGCUUAGGGCCCACCAGGCGACGGUGAAUGGAAUAGCCUGGAGCGGGGAUGGAAAUGUUCUUGGCACAUGUGGUGAUGACUGCCAAGUACUGAUUUGGGACCUUUCGGGUGUUCCAUCACUAGGCGGAGGGCCACCCCCACCGCAACCAAACACGCGAACAACAACCCCUCACACAAAAACAAUCAGGGAUCCGAUCUUGGCGUACACUGCACCUCAGGAAGUUAACGCGCUAACAUGGUCGGAGGCAAAUAGGGAUUGGGUGGCUAUCGGUCUUGGAAGAAGAAUCAAAUGUCUCAAAGUGUAA